CUCCCCUCGUUCUGCAGUUCCUAGGAACCUCCUUCUGCUCCCAGCCUCGAGCUCCGGUCCCCCUGCUCCUCCUGACAUCCGAGAGGCUCUGCUGCAGCUGAUCCCGGCUCACUGUUUAUCCUGUACAGCCUGGCAACCGGCCGCACGCUCCGGAUUAUCGCAGGACGCCUACUACUAAACGCACUUUACUUUCCACUCUGACUUUUUUCAGGGUUUGAUUUUUUUUUUUUGUUAAAUUGAAGGAAAAAAAAAAGUUUUGGGCAGUCGAGGGAAAAAGGAGAAGCGUCUUGGAUAUGUGUUUGGAUCUUUUUGUUUUUGAAUAACUUUACUGUUUUUCGAUCUAAAUCUUCUGGAGGGUGUGUGUGUGUGAGUGUGUGUGUGUGUGUUUCCCCCGCGAUGGAUCACACACUUUUCAGCUGCCUGCGGAGCCCCCACGCCCCGGCUCAGGCCCUGCACCCCGCCUUCACUCAGUCCCCCCUGACCCUGCACGGACGCUCGGACCACGUCUCCUACCCGGACCUGGCCUCCUCUUCCUCGUCCUCCUCCACCUCCUCUCCCUCGCCCUGCAUCAUCUCCAGCUACCAGGUGGACGACGGCCUGUUUCCCGGGCAACAUCACCACCAUCACCCCCACCCCCACCCCCACACUCACCGUGGCCACCUGCCCUCCCAGCAGCAUCACAUCCCGCCUCAGCACCACGCGUCCUGGCACAUCCCACAGAUGCCCUCACCUGGGGGGGGCCCGCGCCACAACCUCUGUCACCCGCACUCCCUCUCGUCCCAUGACAACGGGCCCUCACCCUCUGACCUGGGCCACCCCGGUGCACCCAGUAUGUGUGCCAGCACACCCAGUCUGGGCAGCGGCAGCACCCCUACGGGGGCCUCCUGUGUGCCUGCAGACUUUGGCAGACAGACUCUGUCACCUGCUGAGGCCGAGAAGAGGAACGGCAAGAGGAAGAGUGACAGUUCAGAGUCCCAAGACGGGAAUUACAAGUCAGACGUGAGCAACAAACCCAGGAAGGAGAGGACGGCGUUCACCAAGGAGCAGAUCCGAGAGCUGGAGGCCGAGUUCGCCCACCACAACUACCUAACCCGACUAAGGCGCUACGAGAUCGCCGUCAACCUCGACCUCACUGAAAGACAAGUGAAGGUGUGGUUCCAAAACAGGAGGAUGAAGUGGAAAAGAGUGAAGGGCGGCCAGCAGGGGGCGGCAGCUCGAGAGAAAGAACUGGUGAAUGUGAAAAAGGGGACGCUGCUGCCGUCGGAGUUUUCCGGCAUCGCAGCGCUCCACCACUCGACGGACUCCUUAGCCAAUGAGGACAGUCACGACAGCGACCAGAGCUCCGAGCACGCUCAGUUAUGAUGCCCCCCCCGUCCCCCGUCCCCCCCGUCCCCUCCUCGGAGAAUCGGCCCUGCCUCUGUCUCAGGACCGCCCUAAAUAAGGACUGCUGUUUGCUGAUUCGCCAUCGUCAUACAACGAUGCUAAAUAAGUGUACAAAUGUACAGAUGAGUUAUGUAUAGAGAUGCAGGCAGAGUGUACAUUUCAAGCACAUAAAGGGGAGGUUGACUUUUUUUUAAAGCACCAUUGGUUCAAAAUAUGAGCAUCAAAAUUUAAAAUUUGAAUUUUCCCUUAAAAAAAAAUCACUGAAUGAAACAUUUGGAAAAUCAAAAGUCAAACUGUUGGAAACAUUCCAUGUUUUUUUGCUCUGACAGAAGCUUCCAGAAAACGUGCAGAGAGACAGAUGAGAUGAACGCAGAGUACAGACAGGAAGUGAAACGCUCUGUGUGAUCUGGAUGUGUAUUGGACGUCGAGCAUGAUUGAGCCUUAAGUCUUCGAUUUGCACUGUUAAAAAAAAAAAAACAUACAGUCGGUUUCUACUGUGUAAAAUGUGUACAUGUCAUUGAUCAAAUCAAGUGCCAGGAAAUCAAGUUAGCCGAGCUAAUAUAAACGAUGUGUAAAUAAUUCUCAGUGGUGUCUUACCUUUAACGAUUAUUUUAUAUCCACACUAUUCAGCACGGACCGUUCUUUCGUCGACAUGUUUCUGCCAUGAGAUGACAUUUUGUAAACUAAUUUGAAACCUGAAAUGAGCUUUUUAUUAAAUCUUUUCAAGGACAGUUUGCAAAAACUAAUAAAUUUAA
Molecule: messenger RNA, 2138 nt
Organism: Labrus mixtus (cuckoo wrasse)
Lineage: Eukaryota; Metazoa; Chordata; Actinopteri; Labriformes; Labridae
Gene: meox2a
Product: mesenchyme homeobox 2a
Exons: 3
Coding region: 397-1362 (321 amino acids)
Biological process (GO): positive regulation of transcription by RNA polymerase II
Cellular component (GO): nucleus
Molecular function (GO): RNA polymerase II cis-regulatory region sequence-specific DNA binding; DNA-binding transcription factor activity, RNA polymerase II-specific
Source: RefSeq, a predicted model, not a curated record